AUGCCUUAUAUCUUAAUAAAUAUAAACCUAGCAAAACCCGCUCCCCCAAAGGUCCCAGACCAUUUGGAAGUUCGCCUUCAGAGCUACCCUGCCUUGGGCGAAGUUGCUGUCUUGAGAGGUGGCGAUGUCCCCUUCUUGGCAGUGCUGGAAAUCCCCAAGUUUCGAGCGGACGAGUCUUGGGAAAGUGGCAAAGAACCCCAGACGAUUCACGCAAAACCCCCGCACUUGACCCGAUUCUAUUUCGACGCCUCUUUUUCAAUUUCUACAUCCUUCCGUUUCUCAUUUCUAUUUCGAAGUGGUCGAAAUGAGGCGUGGCGAUCCAUCAGAGAUAAGCAAGGGCUCGAAGAUGGACAAAUCAUCAUUGGUUCAACGAACCCAUCAAACAUUGACCAUUUGCUAGGUGGUAUCAUUCCAGAUCUCAACCCAGCGUGCGAUCGACCUAUAGAUACAAACAUCGACCAGACAUUAAACGUGCGAUCGUGGAUGCUCAGAGCUACUAUAUCGGGUGCCGAUGGAGAGAGCGCAGCGUUCGAUAGCUUUGAUAUUGGGACCGCAUGGGGCUCAUUCUUAAAAUGGUUUGCCCUCGUGCGCCUCUCCCCUUACUGGAUUGCUCCGAGGCAGGGCAAAUCGCAGUUCACACUUGACAAGGAUGCAAUCUUAUGCUCAUUUCUGGGUCCUCAAGGAAACCACCUGGUAUUUUUAGCUGUGAAUGGCUGGAAUGAAGUUCUGUCUGGAUUUCGAUCUGCGCCUGACGGAGCCAUCACCGUCCAUGCACGAAACGACGGAAGCUCGCAGUCAACCUUAGCCGUUGUCAUUGCGGCUGGAGACGAUUUUGAAGCCGUAGUUGCAACCGCCGUGCGUUAUGCGAGAUCUUUUGUGGCCCAAGUCAAUAAUGACUGGGAUAGCGUGGCAGCACCUUUGGCAGACACGUCUCGUCACCAGGACAUGGAAGACUGGUAUGAUGGGUUAGGAUAUUGCACCUGGAACGCCAUUGGUCAGGACGUGACGGGCGAGAAGAUACUUUCAGCCUUGUCUAAAUUGGAAAAGAGUAACAUCAACAUCACGAAUCUCAUCAUUGAUGACGGUUGGCAGUCCACCGACAACGGAGAAAAAGGCCAGUUUCAGCGGGGAAUGGUUGCAUUCCAGGCCAAUCGAGAUGGUUUCCCCAGUGGGUUGAAGCCAACCGUAUCUCUCAUUCGGGAGAAGCAUCCGAACAUCCGACAUAUCGCAGUAUGGCAUGCCCUACUUGGAUACUGGGGGGGCAUUUCUCCGAACGGAGAAUUCGCGAGCAAGUACAAAACUGUCGAAGUUGUUCGUGAAGAUGCUGACCCUCGCAAUCUUCCCGAGGGAGGAAGGAUGACAGUGGUAGCAAAGGAAGACAUUUUGCGAUUCUAUGAUAAUUUCUAUCAGUUUCUUUCAGAUGCAGGCAUUGACGCCGUCAAGACGGAUGCCCAAGGCAUUGUCGAUACCUGGAUAAGUCCGUCAGUAAGAGCCGAACUCACCCCGUCAUACCUUGAUGCAUGGACUAUAUGUAGUCACCGUCAUUUUGGCAUCAGGGCAGUUUCUUGCAUAUCGCAGACACCUCAAGCCCUAUUCCGGUGCUACCUUCGCAAAGACCAGAGCAGGACCGUCGUGCAGAACUCUGAUAACUUCUUCCCCGAAAUAAACGCACACAACAGCAUCCUGACGCAGCACUUAAAUAUACUCCCGGACUGGGACAUGUUCCAGACUGUCAACCAGUACGCAGGAUUUCACGCUGCAGCGAGAUGCAUAAGCGGUGGCACUAUCUAUAUCACAGAUAUACCAGGCAAACACGACACAGAUCUCGUCCGGGAAAUGACUGGCUCAACGCCUGACGGCAAGACAGUUGUUCUCAGGUUGAGCUCGAUUGGGAAGUCAGUUCAACCCUAUUCUAGGUAUAAGGACGACUUGCUUUUAAAGUUGGGAGCCUACUACGGACCGUUGAGAUCGCCUGUUCUUGCCAUCUUCAAUAUCUCAACCCGCCCGCUAACAGAGCUUCUGCCAUUCUCAUCCUUCCCUAAUAUCGAGUCCACAAAGAGCUAUGUAGUCCGGGCUCAUUCGACUGGCACGGUGUCGGUGCCAACGGAAACAGAAGGUAGCUCGUCAUCGGCAAUAUUUACCUCGUCGCUCAAUGUUCGAGGAUAUGACAUAUUUACAGCAUAUCCACUCCAGAUGUUUACAGUAGGAACCUGCGGGCAGAUUGGAAUUUCCAACAUGGGUCUUCUGGGCAAAAUGACGGGCUGUGCAGGAGUCAUUUCAAGUUCUAUCGAACGAUAUCCUAACCAACGCAUUUUACUCACCACUGAACUGAAAGCACUCGGUACUCUCGGGGUUUAUAUUACGCUACUGCCUGGCUUGGUUAUAGGGGAUAGUCUUUCAGUCUCUCUCUUUGGGCACUGUGUUGAUACAUUUACGCGAGUAUCUACUACUAAUACCUGCAUGCUAGAGGUCAACCUAGAACUCGCGUGGCGGAGGGUGAGCACUAUUUGUCAAAAGAACGCUUCGGUGCAGGUCUUGGUUUCCAUACAGUGCCAACCGGUUAAGCUUUCAUUAGCUUCAACUCAAGAUGUUUUGAGCACUACUUAUAACCUGGAAUAG
This is a messenger RNA of Fusarium redolens, 2619 nucleotides long. Its product is annotated as glycoside hydrolase family 36 protein. The record is from RefSeq and is a predicted model, not a curated record. The coding region runs from base 1 to 2619 and encodes 872 amino acids. The transcript is spliced from 9 exons. Lineage: Eukaryota; Fungi; Ascomycota; Sordariomycetes; Hypocreales; Nectriaceae.